UAUUUUCUUACUUUCGAUCUGGAACUACUAUCAUUUUGCCACGUCUGGCUCUUCGCUUUCGAAAAAGCCGGUAGAAAAUGAGCAAACGAGGUGAUACAAGUGUUGCAAAGUCACUGCAGUCUGACAAUUUGGUGACAGUGGUCAAGAAAUUUUACGAUGAGUACAUGACAUCCACUUCCAGGAAGCUGAAAAUCGUGGAUGCCUACCUCGUUUACAUUCUUCUGACCGGUGUUGUGCAGUUCGCUUACUGUGCCAUCGUUGGAACAUUUCCUUUCAAUUCAUUUCUUUCUGGUUUCAUCUCAACUGUUGGUUCCUUUGUUUUAGCUGUUUGUUUGAGGCUGCAGGUCAACCCUCAGAAUAAGACAGAUUUUGUCGGAAUCAGUCCAGAAAGAGCCUUUGCAGAUUUUAUAUUUGCACAUGUUAUACUUCAUUUAGUUGUCAUCAAUUUCCUUGGUUAGAGAGUGAAGAGGUCAUGUUUUACAGAAAAAUCCAUGUUGUUAAUGUAUCAGUGAGAGAAAGAAGUGUUGUUCAUUACUAAAUAGAUAUAAAAGUUUAAAUAAAAUAUAAACUAUA
Messenger RNA from Saccostrea cuccullata (small rock oyster), 573 nucleotides. RefSeq names its product dolichyl-diphosphooligosaccharide--protein glycosyltransferase subunit dad1-like. The record is from RefSeq and is a predicted model, not a curated record. Gene Ontology annotation, cellular component: membrane; oligosaccharyltransferase complex. Bases 78 to 458 code for a protein of 126 amino acids. Lineage: Eukaryota; Metazoa; Mollusca; Bivalvia; Ostreida; Ostreidae. The transcript is spliced from 3 exons. Gene Ontology annotation, biological process: protein N-linked glycosylation.